AUGGAGAACAAAAUUCUUACAGUACAAGACCUUCUGUUUAAACUGCAAGCGAAAAACUCAGUGUUUACAAUACUCGGGGUAAUUAUCAUGACCAUAUAUACAGAGACUAUAUAUGUGAAAGAGCUUUCAAUGAGCGCAUUACUUAACAACCCUUCAUCUCUUAAAUUUUUUCGAUUGCUUAUUCGAGAAUUAGAAAUCAAUUACGUAUUAUGGAAGCCUGAUAAGUGUUCGUUCUGGAUUUAUUGCGAUUGCUCCAAAAGCAAUGGUGUUCAUAGAUUAUGGCUGUUGAUAUAUACAGGAGAUUGGGUAAAGAAACCGCAACGUGUUGGUAUUCAUAUCACAUCUCAAAAGCUCACGGCCGCUGGACACCAAAUCAAAAGCAUUAUACUGAAAAUGUUGAAGCUCUUGAACCGAUAA
This is a messenger RNA of Mycotypha africana, 417 nucleotides long. RefSeq lists its product as uncharacterized. The record is from RefSeq and is a predicted model, not a curated record. NCBI's taxonomy places the organism in Eukaryota, Fungi, Mucoromycota, Mucoromycetes, Mucorales, Mycotyphaceae. The coding region runs from base 1 to 417 and encodes 138 amino acids. The transcript is spliced from 2 exons.